Molecule: messenger RNA, 2587 nt
Organism: Dipodomys spectabilis (banner-tailed kangaroo rat)
Lineage: Eukaryota; Metazoa; Chordata; Mammalia; Rodentia; Heteromyidae
Gene: Slc43a1
Product: solute carrier family 43 member 1
Exons: 14
Coding region: 238-2034 (598 amino acids)
Biological process (GO): neutral amino acid transport; transmembrane transport
Molecular function (GO): L-amino acid transmembrane transporter activity; neutral L-amino acid transmembrane transporter activity
Source: RefSeq, a predicted model, not a curated record
GUUCUAGCGCGCCCCAGCGCCCGGCCGCGCGCCAGGAAGCGGCUGCGCGUCCACAGGACUUCUCCUUGUUUCUGAUAGUGGCCAGGCGGGAGCCCAGCGCGCCAUGCGCCCCUGGCACUGCCAGAGCGCGCCGGGCCAGCUCGGCUGCCAGCCACUAGGACGCCCCCCAGAGCUCCCUGGGACCUCCGUGAAGGGCUUGGGUGGAGGGGUGGGCCCGAGGGGGUCUCAGGAAGCGACAUGAUGCAGUACACUUCGCCGGGGCCCAUGGGAGGCCCCUCCCUCAGCGCCCUGUUCCUCUGCAGUGUCUCGGCCAGCAUGGCCCCCACGCUGAAGCAGGCCUAUGGCAGGCGCUGGUGGAUGGCCUGCAGCGCUGUCCUGGAGAAUCUCUUCUUCUCGGCUGUGCUCCUGGGCUGGGGCUCCCUGUUGAUCAUGCUCAAGAAGGAGGGCUUCUAUUCCAGCUUGUGCCCAGUCUCCCUUCCCCUUUUGCAGCUGAGAACACAACCAACAGCACCCAGGAGGAGCAGCGCCAGUGGCCAAGCUGCCGCCAGCAGGAUGAGAUGCUCAACGUGGGCUUUACCAUCGGCUCCUUCCUGCUCAGCGCCACCACCCUGCCCCUGGGCAUCCUCAUGGACCGCUUUGGCCCCCGGCCCCUUCGACUGGUGGGCAGGUGAGGUGACUGUGCCGGUUGCCUGCUUCGCAGCAUCCUGUACCCUCAUAGCCUUGGCUUCUUGGGACCCUCAAGUUCUGUCGCCAUUGAUAUUCCUGGCGCUGUCUCUGAAUGGGUUUGCUGGUAUCUGCCUGACCUUCACUUCGCUCACUCUGCCCAACAUGUUUGGGAACUUGCGGUCUACCUUCAUGGCCCUCAUGAUUGGUUCCUACGCCUCUUCUGCCAUCACAUUCCCAGGAAUCAAGCUCAUCUAUGAUGCUGGAGUGCCUUUCAUGGUCAUCAUGUUCACUUGGUCUGGCCUGGCCUGCCUUAUCUUUCUGAACUGCGCCCUCAACUGGCCCACGGAAGCUUUUCCAGCCCCGGAGGAAGUCGACUACACGAAGAAGAUCAAGCUCAUUGGCUUGGCCUUGGACCACAAGGUCACAGGAGACCGCUUCUAUGCUCACGUGAACAUUGUGGGUCAACGCCUGAGCCAGAAGGCCCCAAGCCUGGAAGAAGGGGCUGACACCUUCAUCUCCUCCCAGGAUGUUCGUAGCACCUCAGAACACCUUCCAGAGAGGUCUGUGCCCUUCCGCAAGAGCCUCUGCUCCCCUAUUUUCCUGUGGAGCCUCCUCACCAUGGGCAUGACCCAGUUGCGGGUGAUCUUCUAUAUGGCCGCCAUGAACAAAAUGCUGGAGUAUCUCAUCACAGGUGGCCAGCAGCCUGAGACCAAUGAAAUGAGACAAAAGGUGGCAGACACAGUCGGGUUCUACUCCUCAGUCUUUGGGGCCAUGCAGCUGUUGUGCCUGCUCACCUGCCCCCUCAUCGGCUACAUCAUGGACUGGCGGAUCAAGGACUGUGUGGAUUCCCCAGCCGAGGGCGCUGCCCUUGGAGAUGCCAGGGAUGGAGACCAGACCAAGUCGACCAGACCACGCUACAGCAAGAUCCAAAAGUUAACCAAUGCCAUCAACGCCUUCACCCUGACCAACCUUUUGCUGGUGGGUUUUGGCAUCACUUGCCUCAUCAACAACUUACACCUCCAGUUGGUGACCUUUGUCCUGCACACCAUGGUGCGAGGUUUCUUCCAUUCGGCCUGUGGGGGCCUCUACGCUGCUGUGUUCCCAUCCAAUCAUUUUGGGACGCUGACAGGCCUGCAGUCGCUCAUCAGCGCUGUGUUUGCUCUGCUCCAGCAGCCACUCUUCAUGGCCAUGGUGGGGCCCUUGCGUGGAGAGCCCUUCUGGGUCAACAUGGGCCUCCUAGCACUCUCCUUUCUGGGAUUCCUGCUACCUGCCUACCUCUUCUAUUACCGUGCCCAGCUCCAGAGACACGUCACUGCCAACUGGCCCGACCCACAGAAGGCUCUUAGUGUCCCCAAAGUGGCCGCUUAAACUCUGGAGGCCAAGGGAGCUGGAUGGCAAGCCACAAAGGGAAUGCCCCGGAGGACUUUCUACCUGUGUGAGCCAAGCCAGGGGCCGUACAUUUAUAAAUACCGAGAGAAGUUCUAUUUUUGUAAGGACCUGCAAAAACAAAACAAAACAAAAAAAAAAGUGGAGGGAAAGACAACUCUUCUGCCAAAGGACAGCCUCUGUGCUACCAGGAAUGGACCUUCUUUGGGUUGGAGCAAGCCAAGAGUUGGAGGCUGCCCAUUCUCCAGAACUUUGUCUUAGGGACCGAGAACAGGCAGGCCUCCUUUUUAUUUUUUUUUUCCUGGUGCUUCCCUAGGGCUCAUGGGUCCUGAGGUUCCAGCUCUAAGGAGUGCUUUGUGUCCGAGCUCGCAUGCGUGUGACAACCUUCCCCUCAGAAGAAAAGGGCUGAGAGGCUGGCUGUGUCACAGAUGGGGUAGAGACAGGGAAGGGAUCAAGCCCCUUCCAGGGUCUGGAGGGCAGGUUCCCUCCCUCGCGCUGCUGCCUGCAGGUCUUAGAGGAAAUAAAGAAGGAAAGU